Microbotryum saponariae is the source of this 2053-nucleotide messenger RNA. Lineage: Eukaryota; Fungi; Basidiomycota; Microbotryomycetes; Microbotryales; Microbotryaceae. The record is from the annotation of a GenBank genome assembly.
AUGUCGGACCCUUCCACCAGUGGUGGCACUAAGCGGGAUGCACCUACGAAUAGUACCGGCGGAGGGGCAGGAAAUGAUGGCAAUGAUUCGAAGCGAGCUAGGACGGAUGGGGAGGGAAGGGGAGGGAAGGGGGUGGGCAAGGUGGAGGCCGUGGGGGUGGUGGCCGUGGUGGUGGAGGGCGCGGGGGUGGCCGAGGCGGCAAAGCAGGAACUUAUAGAGGCAAGCGACCGGGGGAUGAUAAUCGAUCCUGGGGAGGUCGCAAUACCGGUGCAGCGGUCGGCAAGAUGAGGUCGUGGGGGCCCACGGAAGGGACGGGGGAGGAGAAAGCCGAAGGGAACGAGGAGAACAAGGAACGGUUGCCCAAGAAGAAGGUCGCCGUCUUCUUUGGCUACAACGGUCAGGGCUACAAGGGCAGUCAAAUGUGAGUUCCAGAUGAAGGACCAGAGCAAAACGUCGCCGAGGUGGGCGAAAGGUGCUGACGAUGAAAGUUUUGAACCGACCCCAGCAACCCCGGAGAAGCGACGACCGAAGGCGAGCUCUGGCAAGCCUUCAUCAAAGCCGGCUGCGUUAGCGCCGACAACGCCGACGACUAUCGCAAGGUAUCCUUGCAACGCGCAGCGCGUACCGAUGCCGGUGUCCACGCCGCCGUCAACAUCAUCACCUUGAAACUCAUCCUCGCCCCCGCGGACAAACCCGAGGAGCAACGCGUCGAGGACUGGAUCAACUCGUUCUUGCCCCCCACAAUCAGGGUGUGGAAUAUCGUCAGGGUCCAGGCCGGGUUCGAGCCGCGAAAGGUGUGCGACCAGAGGAACUACGAGUACUCGAUGCCGACGCACGUCUUUUUGGGGCCGAAACCGAGUGCCAACCUGGGCAAAUGGCUCGAACAGAACCGGGAAGAGUUCCUAAAGACGGAAGCGGAGGCGGUCGAGGGAUCGGUAGAGAGGACGUUACCUGCCUGCGUACAAGCGGCCAAGGCAGCUACGGCGGAAUUUUGGGCCACGCAACCGUCCGAAAACAAAUUUCUCGAGGACGUCGCUGCGAAAAAGGCGUGGCGAAUCACACCCGAAUUACUCAACGCCGCGCGCGCCUUCACCAAGGCCUACGAGGGAUCGCACAACUUUCACAACUAUACGGUCGCUUCGACGACGGACAAGUCCGAGCCGAGGGACGCGGGAGGCAAGAGGGUCAAGAAGGGAGGGCCGCAGGAUGUCGCUUCAAUGAGGGUGCUCAGGUCGCUGUCGGUGAGCUUUCCCGCGCUGACGGGAGGGGGCCACGGUUGCUAAACAGAUAUUCGUCUGAUUUGAAGAUCUCGGAUCCGUUCAUCGUCAGUGGCGUCGAAUACGUCUCGGUCGAUCUGCUCGGCCAAUCCUUCAUGUUGCAUCAGAUUGUGAGCUCCCCAUCACAGUCUUGCCCACCCGCGGAAAGUUCUGAUUUCUCAACUCUUUGUACGCCUCUCUCGUAGCGUAAAAUGAUUGGCCUGCUCAUCCUCGCCGUCCGAUCGGGUGCGCCACCUUCCCUCAUCGCCUCGACCUUCACCCCUCAGCGCAUCCAUAUCCCCAAAGCCCCGGCCUUGGGCCUGCUCCUCCUCGAACCGCAGUACCUCGAGUACAACAAGCGCAUCCUCGAACACAACGUCAAGAUCAACGCGCUCGAUAAACUCGACGAGGCGCAGAAAACCGCGCAGCGGAGGGAACAGAUCGGCGUCGUCGAACAGAUGGACCAGGUCAACGCGUUCAAGAGGGACGAGAUUUACAAGGUCAUGUGGGAGGUGGAGGAGAAGGAGGGCGUGUUUGCCAAGUGGGUCAAUUAUGUCGAUGUGUUUGAAGGGAGGGAUUUCGCGUACCUCAAUCCCGAGGGCACGGUGCCGGAAUGUGCGGUCUACAAACCGGGCGAACGAAGCGAUCAGCCAAGGCGGAGAGCGAGGAAGCAAGUCGUCGAAAACGGCGAAGGGGCUGAAGACGCUUUGGAGCAGACUAAAACCGAGGGCGAGGAGGACGUGCAGCCGCCCAGCGAUGACGAGAGGGCUGACGGGGAGGAGGGGGGCGACGAAUAG